Messenger RNA from Sceloporus undulatus (fence lizard), 1613 nucleotides. RefSeq names its product serpin family E member 1 (gene SERPINE1). Gene Ontology annotation, biological process: negative regulation of plasminogen activation; negative regulation of vascular wound healing; negative regulation of endopeptidase activity. The transcript has 8 exons. Gene Ontology annotation, molecular function: serine-type endopeptidase inhibitor activity. Bases 233 to 1240 code for a protein of 335 amino acids. The record is from RefSeq and is a predicted model, not a curated record. Lineage: Eukaryota; Metazoa; Chordata; Lepidosauria; Squamata; Phrynosomatidae.
GAGCGGCCUCCGCCUGCUGCUGGGGUCCCCCCUGGCCGCCUUGGCCGGACUCCUGGCCCUAGCCCUGGGCCAGCCCCCGCCGCCGCCGCCCCGCCGCUGCUUCCCGGGGGGGCUCUCCUGCCUGGCCAGCCGGGCCACCGACCUGGGCGCCAGGCUCUUCCGCGAAGUGGCCAAGCCCUCUCCAGACCGGAACGUGGCCCUCUCCCCGCACGGCGUGGCCUCCCUCCUGGACAUGGUGCAGCUGGCGACCGACGGACGAACCCGGAGACAAGUGGAGCGAGCCCUGGGCUACCGGCUGAACGAGCGAGGAGUCCCCAGGACCUUGCGGCGGCUACAAAAGGCACUGACAUACCCCAAGCAGCAAGAGGCGGUGGCCAUGGCAGAUGCCCUCUUUCUGCAGCGAACCCUGGCACUGCGGCCUGAGUUCCUGCCCCGCUACCACCGGGUCUUCGGCCAGUCAGUCAAGCAAGUGGACUUUGGGGAGCCAGAGCGUGCGCGUGGCAUCAUCAAUGCCUGGGUGGAGCAGCACACGGAGGGCACAAUCCGGGGCUUCCUGCGCAAGGGGCUGCUGGGCCAGCUCUCUCAGCUGCUCCUGGUGAACGCUGUCCACUUCAGGGGCCAGUGGGCACUGCCCUUCCCAGAGGCCGCCACCCGGCAGCGCCUCUUCCACAAGCCAGACGGGCGCACCGUCUCCGUACCCAUGAUGGAGCAGACUGCCAAGUUCAACUAUGGCGAAUUCUCCACCCCAGACCAGGUGGAGUAUGACGUGGUCGAGCUGCCCUACCUUGGGGAGGCCCUCAGCAUGUUCAUUGCCACCCCCUCCGAGGUGGAGGCCCCACUGUCAGCCCUGACCGACAUCUUCGAUGCCCAGCUGGUGGCUGAGUGGAAGAGCAACAUGACCCGGGUCACCCGGCUCCUGGUCCUGCCCAAGUUCUCCUUGGACAGUGAGGUUGACCUCCGAGGGCCUCUGGAGGCACUGGGCAUGACGGACAUGUUCAACGCCUGCAAGGCCAAUUUCAGCAGCCUCUCAGUCUGGGAGUCUCUCUUUGUGGCUCAGGCUUUGCAGAAGGUGAAGAUCGAAGUGAAUGAGAGCGGAACAGAGGCCUCUGCUACAACAGCUGCCAUCAUCUACUCCCGGAUGGCUCCUCUGGAGAUUGUCCUGGACAGGCCCUUCUUCUUCGUUGUGCGGCACAACCCAACAGGCGCUGUUCUCUUCAUGGGGCAGGUGAUGGAGCCCUGAGGCCUGGAAAGACCACCUCCCCCUCAAAGACCUUCCUCUCCAGGACUCCUGCCAUGAUCCACCGAAGUCUUCUUCCUCACAGCGGAGCAGAAGCUAAAGCUUCCCUUCCACACAGCCAGCUGUGUUUCUCCACGGAGAGUCUGCGGAGUUUCCCCGAAGACCGAGGGGGAGAGGGACCCCAGAAGGGCCAAGGGGGAGCCUGGGGGGAGGGGCGUGAGCACAGGAGCAGGCCUUUGGGUGCCUUCGCACCGCACUCAGGAGGGGCUCUGAGGACGAUGGGGGCCCCCCCCCCCGGGAAGAAGCGGGGUCCCCACGGGCACUUUGGGGGGACAGCUGUACAGGAAUGUGGUUUAGAGUUGUAUCUAAAUAUAUG